UUGUUUUGUAUGAUAGUUUUCAAGAGUCUUUUGAAAGUUGUUCAACAGUAGGUCGAUUAUUAAAAGAUGAUAAAUAGUUAAUUAAUUCGAAAAACAAACAAAAAAUACUAGUUAAUUAAUUAAUUAGUUUUCGGGAAAUCAAUGGAUAAACGUUUCAUAUUGGUUUAUUUAUUAAAUAACUAAGUCAAUCACACAGAACAUGUGCAACAUUCAUAUCUCAAAAGUGUGGUAUAAUUUGCUUGUUAAGAAUGGAGAAGGAUGUGGACAGUAGUGCAAUGGAAUCAAAAGAUUCAGAUUGUGAAACAGUUUACGUCAUAACUGAAGAAGAAUUAAAUAAUAGUUUUAUUUCGGAAAAUAUCGGUAAAGAAAUAAUUAUAGAUGGCUCAUUUUUCAUAGUUGGAGAAAAUUCUUUUAGCUUAGAUGGGCAAGACAUACAAUUGCAGGACAAAGAAAAUAUGGAUGGAAAGGAAUUGAUAUCUGUCGUUUUGGAAAAAAAUGACAGUAACACAGUGGAUAACAGUGGAAAUGUGUAUGGCAGUUUAAUAAAUAAUGAUAAUGAAAAUGUUACUACGAGAAAUGAAAAUUCAUUUAUCGACAAAAAUCAACCAACAACCGUCAAUCAUGAACAGAAUAUUCUUAGUGGUCACAGUCAAAAUUCAUAUAUGGAUGUAGAAGAGAAUUUAUCUUUAGAUUCUGUUGAAGACUCAUCCAUUGUACAUCAUCAGGAGAAAGUUACUACUCCUGGAAAAAAUUGCAUUUUAUCAGUUUCGGGACAUGUACAAUUGCAGCCUUCGGAUUGGGAUAUGUUAACAUGUCCUUAUUGUAUGACAAACUUUAGUAAAGCAUAUAUUAUGAAGAGACAUAUGGUGACAGUCCAUAAAUUUCUUUCAUCAGAAGCUCCUUUUCCAUGUUUUUAUUGUAACGCAUUAUGCCAACAAGAAGAUUUGCUUCUGAAACACUAUGAAAUUGAACAUAAAUAUCAACAACAAACUGCUCUUCUUAUAACAAGAAUGUAUUCUGCUGAUCCUCAUAGAUUUGUAUGCUCUUAUUGUCCCAAAAAAUUUGCUAAACCCUGUCAUUUAAAAAAACAUUUAGAGAUAAAACAUAACUUUACUUCAGAUGAAGUUGCAUUUCCAUGUGGUUUUAAGUCAUGUAAGAUGUCAUUCGAGAAACAAAUUUUACUUCUGAAACAUUAUGAAAAAGAACAUAAUCAAAAAGAACAGACUGCUUUAGAAUCAACAGAAAAUAAUGGAGAUGCUCUUCCAUCAGAAGUUGCCUCAGAUAGAGACAAUGAGAUAGAGAUAUUGUCUCAGAUAAAAUCGAGAACUGAUAAGUUAAAAUCCUCUGAGCCUAUCCCUGCAUCUAAAAAAAACAUUGGUAGGAUAAAAUGUAUUGAAUGCAAUGUCAAUUGCACAUCAUUUCGAACUUUUCGGGAACAUUUAUUGAAAUAUCAUAAGCUGGAUGUCACUGAAAAGGAGAUACGUUUUCCUAACAUGACUGCAUUUAAGAAAUGGAAAUUGGAAAUUGAAAGAAGAGAUUUGACAUUUUUUACUGCUCAAAUGGGAGCUAAAAAACUACAGAAUUACUUCUGGAGACAAUACUGCUGUCAUCGUUCUGGUUAUUAUAAACAGGGUAAUAAAGUAAAAAAGAGCAGAAUGGAUAACCUUUUAGGUUCUUGCAAGACAGGAUUUUUUUGCACCGCAUCCAUGACUGUACGUGAAUAUCCAGAUGAAGUUCACGUUAAGUACUGCUUACAGCAUUACGGGCAUGGGGGAGGCACGACUUUUGUCCAUUUAUCUGAUGAGGAGCAAGCUGCUGUCCAAGAAAAUUUAUAUAAUGGGAUUCCACUGGAAGAACAGCUGAAUGAUAUUAAGGACACUCAGUCCUCAGCCGAGCAUUUUCAAGCGUGUAUUAAGAAGAAAAGAGAUAUUUCUUUUCUGAACAAAGCUUAUUCUUCUGAAGUUUACUAUUCAGGAAUGAGUGCUGGUGAAUAUGUUGAACAGUGGGUUCGCAUAUGUUCCGAAAUGGAGGAUUCUCCAAUCUUGCUUUACAGACAAGAAGCAUCAGGAACUAAAUCUGAUAAUUUGAUGUUAAUUAUAAUGACAGAGUUUCAGAAACAUAUACUUAUGACAUCAACUAAGCAAAUUGUAUGCCUUGCUUGUCCUAAUCGCAUUAAAAGAGGACGUAAACUUUUAACUACUCUUAUUAUCAUUGAUGACCAAGAUGCUGCCUUUCCAGUUGCAUUUUGCAUCAGCAACAGGAUAAAUAAAUCAUCGAUGCUGGAAUUUCUUUCAUCUGUCAGAGAAUCUACUGGUCCAUUAUCUUGUUUGUAUUUUAUGUCAAAUGAUGAUAAAUUUUUCUUUGAAGCAUGGCAGGAAGUAAUGCAAGAUGAAUCCAAAUGGGUGUGGAGUACAUGGUCAUUGGAUGAUAGAAUCCGAAAGAUCUUAGCGCAUCCCAAAACAACUAUAAAAGACAUUAACACAAGAGAAGCAACUUAUCGACUUUUUCGUAAAAUCAUGGAAUGCAAUAGUCAGCCAGUCUUUUCUACCAUGUUUAAGAAUUUCAAAAUCUCUCUUUUAGAAAAUCCACUGACUAAUGAUUUUGGAAAAUAUUUUGUAUCACAUUAUGACUCUAAUCCAGAAAUGUGGGCAUGCUGCUACAGAAAGGAUGUUAAGUUAAGCACUAAUAUAUUUAUAGAGUUUUUGAAUAAGACAUUAAAAUACUGCAUUAAGAUAACUAAGACCAAACAGUUAGAUAAGCUCCUAAUGGUGCUUAUGAAGUGGCUGCGGUAUAAAAUGCUAGAUCGUCUUUCCAACAUGUUGGAUGAAGAUAAAAUUGAUAUGGUCAAAAAUACCAUCAGCAUGUGUCAUAAUAAGGGUCUAGAAAUAGAAUGUGAGAAUAUAGUUUCUUUAUCAGAUAAAAUUUGGUUGAUUCGAUCACAAAAUGAGGCCAAUGUCUAUGUGACACAAGAUUAUGAAUCGUGUCCAGAAUUAUGUGAUUUGAGGUGCUUUGACUGUGAUGUAUGUGUUCAUAUGUACUCAUGUAGCUGUGUACAAAGUUUGGUCCUUGCCAAUAUGUGCCAACAUGUUCAUGCUGUUGUAUGGAAGUUCUUAACGCCUCAUUUUUCACCGCCCACGUCUCCUGUUGCUAAACCUUGUGAUAAUGUUGAUGAUAUUGAUGCUGAUGUUCAAAUCAUUCCAGAUAAAGAGCCAGACAUACUGAAAAGUGUUUUGAAAAGAAUGCAAGGUGUAUAUAAGCAAGUGCGCAUAAAUAAAUGCAAAUUGAGUAAGAAGUCACUUGUGGAAGCUUUGAGAUUGUUGAACCGGUGUUAUCAAAUAUGUUCCAGUGAUGAAGAUUAUUCUCAUCCUGUGGAAAAAUCAACUCAGACAGAAUAUUUUUCAAGACCUGAUAUUGUAAAAUCAACUCAGACAGAAUAUUUAUCAGAGUCUGAGAUUGUAAAAGCGACAAAUCAUGUUUUAAAAGGUUUAGAUAAUAAUAUGUCUAUAUCUUAUCCUUCCUCUGUACCUGUGAUGGCAUUUGGUUCUGUUUUGAAUCCUGUAAGGAGAUCCUGUCAUUUGAAAUCAAAUUCUACUUCUGUAUCCAUGCCAUCAUCAAAGUCUAUUUUAAAACCUUUAAAUAAUACUGUAUCAAGCUCUUCUGGAAGGCAUAAAAUUAUUGAUACAUUUAAAUGUGGCACAUCAUCAUGUACUAAUUUAAAUGAUAGUAGUUUGGAUUCUGCGUUUGAUAGGGAUCAAACAGAUUUGUUGCAUGUUACAGCUAAUAUUUUAUCAUCACCACCCAAGCAGCAUAAAAGAUUUAAACCCAUAGCACCAACUCCAGCACCAAUAGAAACUCCUCUAGAUCGGGUUUUACGAAAAUAUUCAAUACAAAGACGUGAUGGAUCCAAUUUCCUACAAGUGUUAUCGCCAAAUAAUUCUUCUGAUAAAGUUGACAAAAUUAGCAUAAUACCCAUAAUACCUUCAAAAUCUACCUCUAAUAGCAAAACUGUCACGAAGGAGCAUCAUCUUGAAAGAACAAACGUUUCUGAUGAUCUUUUGAUGAAAGAUUCUUCAAAUAUUUCUAAUAGUCCAAUGAUAAAUUGUCCUUCAGUGUUAAAAAUUCCUGCUUCAUCAGCAGAAAAUUUACUUCCCAAUCCUGCUAAAACUGUAUCAGAUUCUUUUUCCAGUAGCAGCCCAGUUACUAAAAAGCAUCACAUUGAAAGAAUAAGUGUUUCUGAAGUUCCUAUAAUGAAGGAUUCUUCAAAUAUUUGUGAUAAUUCAGUUACAAAUUGCCCUUUAGUGAUAAAAACUUCUGCUUCACCACCAGAUAAUUCAAUUCCUGUUUCUGCUAAAACUGUUCCAGAUUCUUUUUCCAAUAGCGGACCUGUUGCUAAAAAACGUCAUAUUGAAAAAACUAAUGUUUCUGAUGUUCCUGUAAUGAAGGAUUCUUCGAAUGUUUGUGAUAAUUCAAUGACAAAUUGCCCUUUAGUGAUACAAACUUCUGCUUCACCAUCAGAUAAUUUACUUCCUUUUUCUGCUAAAACUGUGUCAGAUUCUUUUUCUAAUAGCGGACCUGUUGCUAAAAAGCGUCACAUUGAAAUAACUAGUGUUCUUAGUUUGCCAUUGAUAAAGGAUUCUUCAAAUGACUCGGAUAGUUAUGCGAAAAAUUCCUUUUUAUCGAUAAAAAACACUGUUUCAUCAUCAAGUAACUUGCCUGUUGAUACUAUAUCAAAUUCUGUUCCAUUAGCAUCCUCUAUUACUGAAUCCACUUCUUCAUGUAAUGAUGCAAAAAAUCAUCCUGAUUUUGUAGUACAUCCGACUGAUCAAGAAUUAAACAUAGCUUUGCCUGAUGUUUCUGUUAAUUCUGUUUUGCAAACACCUUCUGUUGUGAAGCCUAGUACUGAAGUGUCAAUUUCAGAAUCAAACAAGCAUCGUUUUGAUAUGAUAAAACACUCUUCUAAUCAAGUAUCAAAUGCUACUUUGCCUGAUGUUUCAACUGAUGCUAUAUCUAAUUCAGUUUUGCAAGUACCUUCACUUGUGAAAUCUACUGCUGUAUCAGUUUCAGCCUCCAAGAAUCAUUCUGAGGUGAAAACAUAUUCUACUAGUCAUAUAUCAUGUGUUGCUACGUCUAAUGCUUUUACUGACGCUGCAUCAAGUUUGGUUUCACAGACAUCUCUUGUGAAAUUUGCUGCAAUGCCAAAUUUCACAGUGAACAAUAAUUCUGAUGUGAAGACAAAUUUCAGUAAUCAAAUAUUACAAGUUGGUCUGCCUGAUACUUCUGUUAAUACUGUAUCAAAUUCUGUUUCACAAACAGCUUUGGUUAUGACUCCUUCUGCCAUGACAUCCUCUGAAAUCUUCUAUGUUGCCAUUCCAAAUGCUUCUGUUAAUACUCAAUCAAAUUCUACUUCACAAACGUCUUCAAACGUGAAAUCUACUGCUGCAUCGGCUAAUGAAAUAUUUUAUGUUGCUGUUCCUAAUGCUUCUGUUAAUACUUUAUCAAAUUCUAUUUCACAAGUGUCUUCAGACGUGAAAUCUACUACCACAUCAGCUAAUGAAAUAUUCUAUCUUGCUGUUCCUAAUGCUUCUGUUAGUACUGGAUCAAAUUCCAUUUCACAAAUAUCUUCAGAUAUGAAAUCUACUGCUGAAACUAAUAAUGAAAUAUUCUAUAUUGCCCUUCCUGAGGCCUCUGCCUGUACUUUCUUAAAUUCUUUUCCACAAAAGCCUUUUGUCGAGAAAUCUGCUGUUACAUCAGCUUCAGUAUCGAAAGUGACUUCAUGUUCUGCUGAUUUUGCUAGUUUGUCUGAUGUUGCGGUUACUUCUAUGCCAAAUUCAGGUUCAGAAACACUAUCUGUUUUGAAAUCCUCUUCAUUGUUAGUUUCAGUGUUAAAUAAUCAUUCCGAUGUUACAGCACAUUCUUCUGAUCACCCAUUACCUGUUUCUUUGCCUGUUGUUUCUAAUAAUGAUGUAUCACUUAUUUCUCAAGAGCCUGUGAUAGCAUCAAUUAAUACUUCAGAUAAAUCUCGAAAAAAUAACCAAACACUCAUUACAUCUGUAGAUCCUGUACCAAAUUCAAUUUCUAGUUGCAGUCCUGUUGUUAAAAGGUUUCACAGAGAAAUAACUAAUUCUUCUAAUGAGCUACUGAUAAAGGGUUCUUCAGAUGUUUCUUCUGGGCCUGUGACAAAUUCACCUUUUAUUAUAAAAGCCACUGUUUCAUCAUCAGACAAUUUGCCUGUUAUUUCUGCAACAAAUUCAGUUUCACAUGGAUCUUCUAAAAUUCAACCUUCUGUUAUGUUAGCUUCAACAACAAAUAAUAAUUCUGGUGUUGGAACAUGCUUUAAUGAUAAAGUAUGUUUUGAAAAAUCACAUGAUAGAAUAUCAAAUACUUCCAACACGCAAUUGGACGUAACUUCCUCAGUUCAAUCUUGCCAGAAGGAAUCUGAUGUAUCGUGUAUCAUUACAUCUUAUUAUUCUAUAAAAUCUUCCUCUGAUCCUGUAACAAACUCUACUGCAGAGAAAUCUGAUGCCAUAAGAUCUCAACCAUCCAUUUCAAUACCCAUUAAUCAACCUGGAUCUCUGCAAUAUAUGUGGGAACCUAUCUCGAAAAAGCGAUAUGUGGUAAAAGCCAGUAUACCAUUCACUCCAAAAUGAAGUAAAUCCUCCAAUUCCUCUACUUAAGUUUGGUACAUAGUCUCUAUAUUCUGUUAAGAUCUAUCAUCCUGAUGUCAAUAUUCUGUCUCUUCUGUACUGGUAAAAAAAAAAAUUCCAUCUGUCACAAUUUAACCCUUUGCAUGCGGAUGAUGACUCUCACUCACCAUUCAAGUGGUGCAUCACUUUGACGCUUUAUUUAUUUAAUUUUGAUUGUUAAAAACAGCAGCAGAGUAGUAAGAAGAUGCAAAUUAAUUGAACAGGAGAAUUCAACUUAAAACAAUUAAAUGUAUUUAUUUUUCAGAGCAAUAAACAAGCCUUUGUAUUAGUAAUUAAUAAUUAUGCAUCAAAUUACUUUUCUGAGUGAAAAGGGUUUAUUAUGUUGAAAGUUUUAUAUCAUCUGUUUAUUAUCAAAAUUUCUUUUUCCAAUUUCCUCUAAAUAAUCUGUUUUCAAAUACAUUUACUGUGGUUUAUGUAUUACUAAACGCCUUUGGCGACCAGCUGGUUCGCCAAUCUUAAUGCACGUUAAAAUUUUAAUAAUUAAAUAUUUUAUGAAACUCCCAUUUUAAUUGCUUCUUCAUUAAAAUAUUUUAAAACUUCAAAUUUUAAUAGUCAUAUAAUUCACUCAUAAUAUUAUAAAGGCCUUCAGCCAUAACGCAAUAUGUAUAUCUCUAAUUUUCUGUUAGCUCCCUUAGAAUUUAUGCUGUAAAUUAAAGUGGAAAUGAUUAAACUGCAAUUAAUAUAAUAAUAUUUUUUUUUUUUACUGAAACGAAGCAGUUUUUUUUUUUUUUUUAAAUAUGAGUACUGAAAACAGAGUCGCUGAGUAUUUAAACCUUAUGGGCACUAAAGAAUAUUUUUCUUAAUUUAUAUAAUAUCUCAAGAAGUUUUCAACAACAUUUUCUCAGAUUCAUCAUGAACAGAUCGAUUAAUUCACAAUGUUUAAUUUUAAAUGCAUCAAACACUAAAAAAAUAAACAGAAUCGUUUGAAAUAAUCUGUCGAAAACACAUUAAGCCUUCAUAACCAAGUCCAUAUCCGUUGAAAAUAGUUGUCAACAAUCAGAACACAAUGCGCAUGCUUGAAUUUUCAACGCCAAUUAUGGUAACGUAAAUGCGUGAAUUUUCUACUCCAGUUGGGGUAACGCUAUGCAGAUUAGAAAUUUUUAAUUUCCUUUAUUCUGUUUUAUUUUUAUUCAAAAGUACUUCAGAAUGAAUCUGAAAGAUCGAUUAAUUUACAAUGUUUAAUUUUAAAUGCAUCAAACAUUAAGAAAAUAAACAGAAUCGUUUGAAAUAAGCGGCCGAAAAUAUGUUAAGCCUAUCCUCUUUAGCGUGGGAAAAAAAUGAAGCCUUACUCAUUUGGCGGUGGGGAAAUUAAAAGAUUUUUUGGCGGGACAGUUAGUUUUUAAUUAAUAAUUAAAAUUCUAACUAAAAAUUGAAAAAAAAAGAGACCCCAGGUGCACAUUUCCGACCUCCAAGGUAUGCAUGUGCCAAAUUUCGUAGCUGUAGGUCCAGCAGUCUGGCCUGUAGAGCGCCAACACACACACACACACACACACAUUGAGCUUUUUAUAAGUAUAGAUGUAAUCACUCUGCUAUUCUCUAGCAUAUAAAAGCAUAAAAAAGGGUCAAUUUUGUUUCCCUCAAGUCUCAUGCGAUUUCUAUGUAUAUUUGAAUAAAUAAUUUUUUGUUUACAUUUGAGAAUAUGUCUUGUAAAUUUAUGAGAAUUUUUUUGAAAAAUGAAUUCUGUGUAUUUUUUCUUCUUGUCUCGGCAUAUAAUGCUUAAAAGAAACUAUGAAAUAUAUUGCUAUG
Messenger RNA from Argiope bruennichi, 8450 nucleotides. RefSeq lists its product as uncharacterized. The record is from RefSeq and is a predicted model, not a curated record. Gene Ontology annotation, molecular function: zinc ion binding. Bases 249 to 6647 code for a protein of 2132 amino acids. NCBI's taxonomy places the organism in Eukaryota, Metazoa, Arthropoda, Arachnida, Araneae, Araneidae. The transcript has 4 exons.